GAGCAUUGACUUGGGGUAUCAGCCACAUCUAAGGCGGCUGAAAUUGCAGCGUGAUGGCGUUCAGAGCGCUGCUGAACCGCAGUUUGACGGGCAACAGGGGAGGAUCGCUUCUUAGGUUGGGUUCUCAGACCUUGCAACGAAGCAGAGGUUUCGCCAGUGGAGAGCAGAAGGACCUUGUCAUCAUCGGCGGUGGUCCUGGAGGUUAUGUUGCAGCCAUCAAAGCAGGCCAGAUGGGCUUCAAGGUGGCUUGUGUGGAGGGCCGUGGCAGACUAGGAGGCACCUGCCUCAACGUCGGCUGCAUCCCUUCAAAGGCGCUGUUGGCAUCGAGCCACCUGAUGCACGAGAUCCAGAAGAAUGCCGAGCACCAUGGCAUCAUUGUGGACGGCGCUCGCCUCGACAUCGACAAGAUGAUGGCCCAGAAGGACAACGCCGUGUCCGGCCUCACAAAGGGGAUUGAGGGCCUCUUCAAGAAGUACAAGGUGGAGUAUGUGAAGGGGUGGGGCAAGCUGGCGGGCAAGGGACAGGUGGAGGUGGCCCUGCUGGACGGGAGCAGCGCCACGCUAGACACCAAGGACAUCAUCCUCGCCACCGGCUCAGAAGUAUCCCCGCUGCCGGGCCUCACCAUCGACGAGGACAGGAUUGUGUCGAGCACGGGCGCUCUGUCGCUCAAGGAGGUGCCCAAGCGGCUGGUGGUCAUCGGCGGCGGCUACAUCGGCCUCGAAAUGGGCUCAGUCUGGGAGCGCCUCGGCUCAGAAGUUACAGUGGUUGAAUUCGGGCCUGCCAUCGUCCCCACCAUGGACGGGGAGAUUCGGAAGGCGUUUGAGCGCAGCUUGAAGAAGCAGGGCUUCAAGUUCAAGCUCAACACAAAGGUGACAGGGGCGACUGUGGAGGGUGAGACAGUGAAGCUGACGGUGGAGCCGGCCAAGGGCGGCGAGACAGAGACCAUAGAGGCGGACGUCGUCCUCGUGUCUGCAGGACGGCGGCCGUACUAUGAGGGCCUGGGCCUGGAGAGCGUGGGAGUGGAGCUGGACAGCCGGGGCCGCAUCCAGGUGGACAAUCGCUUCAAGACGACUGCCGACAACGUCUAUGCCAUCGGCGACGUCAUCGACGGACCCAUGCUCGCCCACAAGGCUGAGGAGGAUGGUGUGGCGUGCGUGGAGAACCUGGCGGGCAAGGCGGGGCACGUGAACUACAACACGGUGCCUUCCAUCGUGUACACGCACCCCGAGGUGGCCUCCGUGGGCAAGACCGAGGAGCAGGUCAAGGCCGAGGGCCAGGAGUACAAGGUGGGCAAGUUUGCAUUUGCGGCCAACAGCCGGGCGCGUUCGGUGGAUGACACGGAGGGCAUGGUCAAGUUCAUCGCCGACAAGAAGACCGACAAAAUCCUCGGCGCCCACAUCAUGGGGCCCAACGCAGGCGAGCUGAUCCACGAGUGUGUGGUGGCAAUGGAGUAUGGCGCAUCGACGGAGGACAUCGCGCGGUCGUGCCACGGGCACCCGACACUUUCGGAAGCCGUCAAGGAGGCCGCCAUGGCCUGCUACGACAAACCCAUCCACAGCUGAUGCAGCAAUAUACACCCAAUCCACACGCCCGUCGGUUCAAUAUGGUAUCGAUAGCAAUCGCGGUCUUGCCGGUUUUGCGGUCACCAGUGAUCAAUUCCUGUUGCCCACGGCCGAUCGGCACAAGAAUCUGCACCUGCUUGCGAUCGUUUGACACACCCCAAGGCCACACAGGGUUCGGCGUCCCGCGGCCGCUGAAGGGCUCAAGGUUCCCUCUCUGCUGUGUUCCAUCCAGGAGCCGCAAAAUCUAAUAGUUCGAGGUCUGUGAGUUGGAAUGUAGUAUUGCUGCAAGGCCUCCUAAGGCAGGCAUGUGAAGCAGAAUCGAGAGAAGACAACCUAGAAUUGCUGCUUGAUCGCCUAGGAUUCUGGGUUCUGUGUUGCAGCAAGGCCUCCUCGUUUCAGAGGCAGGUGUUACUGGGAGGGAAUCUGUCAGUCUGGUGGUUCAUGAGCACAGAUUGUAUGUCAGUUGCCAGAGCAUGCAGUGGCCCUGUGGGCUCAUCACAGGAUUUCUAGAAUUCCAGAUGCUUUGUAACAUGACAAGG
This is a messenger RNA of Coccomyxa subellipsoidea C-169, 2101 nucleotides long. RefSeq names its product dihydrolipoamide dehydrogenase of glycine decarboxylase from pisum Sativum. Gene Ontology annotation, molecular function: dihydrolipoyl dehydrogenase (NADH) activity; flavin adenine dinucleotide binding. The coding region runs from base 54 to 1562 and encodes 502 amino acids. The record is from RefSeq and is a predicted model, not a curated record. NCBI's taxonomy places the organism in Eukaryota, Viridiplantae, Chlorophyta, Trebouxiophyceae, Coccomyxaceae. The transcript is spliced from 11 exons. Gene Ontology annotation, cellular component: mitochondrion; oxoglutarate dehydrogenase complex.